Messenger RNA from Grammomys surdaster, 556 nucleotides. RefSeq names its product cytochrome P450 11B1, mitochondrial-like. Gene Ontology annotation, biological process: glucocorticoid biosynthetic process; aldosterone biosynthetic process; cellular response to peptide hormone stimulus. Gene Ontology annotation, molecular function: heme binding; steroid 11-beta-monooxygenase activity; iron ion binding. NCBI's taxonomy places the organism in Eukaryota, Metazoa, Chordata, Mammalia, Rodentia, Muridae. Gene Ontology annotation, cellular component: mitochondrial inner membrane. The transcript has 3 exons. The annotation marks the transcript as partial. The record is from RefSeq and is a predicted model, not a curated record.
AAAUGGACCAGAAUGGCGUUUCAACCGACUGCAGCUUAACCCAAAUGUGCUGUCACCAAAAGCCGUUCAAAAUUUUGUCCCUUUAGUGGAUAUGAUAGCAAGGGACUUUGCGGAUAACCUGAAGAAGAAAAUGCUGGAGAAUUUCCAUGGAAGCUUCUCUUUGGACAUUCAGUCCAAUAUAUUCAACUAUACCAUAGAAGCCAGCCACUUUGUUAUUUUUGGAGAGCGGCUGGGUCUCCUUGGCCAUGACCUGAGCCCUGGCAGCCUGAAGUUCAUCCAUGCCUUGCAUUCUAUGUUCAAGUCCACCACACAGCUCAUGUUCUUGCCCAGGAGCCUGACUCGAUGGACAAGUACCCGGGUGUGGAAAGAAAACUUUGAGUCCUGGGAUUUUAUCUGUGAAUACGUCGAAAAAUCUAUCAAGAAUGUGUAUCAAGAGCUGGCAGAGGGUCGCCCACAGACUUGGAACAUCCUAGGAGAGGUGGUAGCAGAGAGUACUCUGUCAAUGGAUGCCAUCCAGGCCAACUCAAUGGAACUUAUUGCUGGAAGUACUGACACG